CCCCUCCCCUCCCGCCCAGAGGCUCCGCCCUCCAACUCGCAAGAUGGCGGCCGCGGCCCGGGACGCAGCUUCCGGAGGGGAACGCAGGUAGCGGGAGAAGGCGAAGGAAGCCGGAGAGGACGGGGCUGAAGGAAGGCAGGCGGCGGCCAUGCACUUCUCCAUCCCGGAGACCGAGACCCGAGGAGGAGGCGGCGGCGGCGGCGGGGAAGGCGGCAACUCGGCCUACGUGGCCUACAACAUCCACGUCAACGGGGUCCUGCACUGCCAGGUGCGCUACAGCCAGCUGCUCGGCCUCCAUGAGCAGCUGCGCAAGGAGUACGGGGCGAACGUGGUGCCGGCCUUCCCGCCGAAGAAGAUCUUUGCGCUGACCGCGGCCGAAGUGGAGCAGCGCCGGGAGCAGCUGGAGAAGUACAUGCAGGCCGUGCGCCAGGACCCCCUCCUGGGCUCCAGCGAGAUCUUCAACAGCUUCCUGCGCAAAGCCCAGCAGGAGACCCAGCAGAUCCCCACCGAGGAGGUCCAGCUGGAGGUGGUGCUCUCCAACGGGCAGAAGGUCAAGGUCAACGUCCUCACCUCGGACCAGACCGAGGACGUCCUGGAGGCCGUGGCUGCAAAGCUGGACUUGCCAGAGGACCUGAUCGGCUACUUCCACCUCUUCCUGGUGCGAGAGGCCAAGGACGGGGCCUUUUCCUUCAUCCGGAAGCUGCAAGAGUUCGAGCUGCCUUUUGUGUCGGUCAGCAGCCUUCGCAGCCCCGAGUUCAAGAUCCUUCUGCGCAAGAGCUACUGGGACUCGGCCUACGAUGACGACGUGAUGGAGCAGCGCGUGGGGCUCAAUCUGCUGUAUGCCCAAACCGUGGCGGACAUUGAGCGAGGCUGGAUCCUGGCCAACAAGGAGCAACACCGGCAGCUGAAGUCCCUGCAGGAGAAGGUCUCCAAGAAGGAGUUCAUCCGCCUGGCGCAGACCCUCAAGUACUACGGCUACCUGAAGUUCGACCCCUGCGUCACCGACUUCCCCGAAAAGGGCUGCCACGUGAUCGUCGGGGCCGGGAACAGCGAGCUCAACUUCCAGGUCAAGCUGCCCAACGACCAGGUCAAGGAGGGCAGCUUCAAGGUCACGCGCAUGCGCUGCUGGAGAGUCACCUCCUCCGUCCCCGUGCACAACGGCACACCUUCGACGCCACAAGGCCCCCCCGCAGGAGGGAAGCCGGAGGUCAAGCUGGAACUGGCCUUUGAGUACCUGAUGAGCAAGGACCGCCUGCAGUGGGUCACCAUCACCAGCCCCCAGGCUAUAAUGCUGAGCAUCUGCCUGCAGUCCAUGGUGGAUGAGCUGAUGGUGAAGAAGUCUGGGGGCAACAUCCGCAAGGUCUUCCGCAGGCGGGCCAACGGGGCCAUGCAGCGCUCCAACAGCCAGCAAGCGGCCAAGUCCCCCCCUCUCCUGGAUUCCCCGGACGCCGGCUGGGACGCCAUGGCCAAGGUCUCGAGCAAGCUGGGCUCGGUCAGCCUGCGGGCCAUCAGCCAUUCCAGCUCUGCUGCGGACAUCGGGGCCAACGACUUCCACGGCAACUACGCCUUCGAGGGCAUCGGCGACGAGGACCUGUGACGGCCGCUGCCUCCUGCUCCUCCUCCUGCUCCUCCUUCUCUGUGGAAUGUACAACCUGCUCCGGGUUGGUGAUCUCCAUGUGCCUCUGCAGCCCCCGCCGCGCCCCCCGCCCCGCAAGAGGCAGCCGGCGGGCCCCCCUGCACCCAUGCCAAAUUAGGGUAGAGUGGCCCUCGGGGCCGGAGCGGACGCGGCCACCGCCCGGCGCCCCCCACAGACUCCUCCAGCAUAACGGCUAGGCUUGUAAUCGCGUUUUAUCUCUCUCUUUCUCUCUCUCUCUGCUGUUUACAGAUCAACAUUAACAAUGUUUGUGACCAUGAUUAAAUAGAUCGUGAUUGGAAA
This is a messenger RNA of Anolis carolinensis (green anole), 1936 nucleotides long. It is a transcript of the gene snx17, whose product is annotated as sorting nexin 17. Gene Ontology annotation, molecular function: phosphatidylinositol binding. NCBI's taxonomy places the organism in Eukaryota, Metazoa, Chordata, Lepidosauria, Squamata, Anolidae. The record is from RefSeq and is a predicted model, not a curated record. Gene Ontology annotation, cellular component: early endosome. Gene Ontology annotation, biological process: endocytic recycling; intracellular protein transport; signal transduction. The coding region runs from base 149 to 1597 and encodes 482 amino acids. The transcript is spliced from 15 exons.